Eruca vesicaria subsp. sativa (arugula) is the source of this 1446-nucleotide messenger RNA. The record is from the annotation of a GenBank genome assembly. Lineage: Eukaryota; Viridiplantae; Streptophyta; Magnoliopsida; Brassicales; Brassicaceae.
AAAACAAAAACAACUCCUCCAUUAUUGUCCGAAUCUUCUUCUUCGCGUCUCUCAACAACACCUCUCAAAAUGAUUCUCCUCUAACUCACAAUCAUGUCUCCAUGAUCUCACCGGAAGUCUCAUGACGAUCCGAAGUUUGAUCCAAGAAAUGCGGUCAAGACCGCACCGUGUGGUCCACGAAUCAGCAGCAGUCUCCUCCUCAACUACUACUCCUGGUUUUGACCCUUUUCGAUGGUCAGAGCUUCCUGAUGAGCUGCUGAGAGAGAUCUUGAUUAGAAUUGAGUCGGCUGAUGAUGGAGACUGGCCGUCACGGCGGAGCGUGGUGGCUUGCGCCGGUGUUUGCCGUGUGUGGAGGAUGCUAGUGAAGGAGAUCGUAGCUGUUCCUGAACUCUCUUCUAAAUUGACUUUCCCAAUCUCUCUCAAACAGCCUGGUCCAAGGGGUUCACUAGUUCAAUGCUUCAUAAAACGUAACAGGAAUACACAAUCCUAUCAUCUCUAUCUCGGGUUAACUAACUCUUUGACUGAUAACGGGAAGUUUCUUCUUGCUGCUUGUAAGCUGAAGCGUGCAACUUGCACUGAUUACAUCAUCUCUUUGCGCUCAGACGAUAUGUCAAGGAGAAGCAACACUUAUCUCGGCAGAGUCAGAUCAAACUUCAUUGGAACAAAGUUCACGGUCUUUGAAGGUAACCUGAUGCCACAGAACAGAUCAUCAAAGAUGGUUAAGAGCCGCUCUUCUAACCUCAUGAAAGUUUCACCUAGAGUUCCUUCAGGAAGUUACCCUGUUGCUCACAUUUCAUAUGAGUUAAACGUCUUAGGCUCCAGGGGACCAAGAAGAAUGCGUUGCAUAAUGGAUACAUUACCUAUGAGUGUCUUAGAUCCCCAAGGAGCUGCUAGGUCUAACUCAAAACCUAUACGCAGCAACAGCGCAUCUUGCAGCCACUCAAGCAACAACAACUUGAGAGACCCACCAUUGGUGUUGAGCAAUAAGACGCCAAGAUGGCACGAGCAGCUACGUUGCUGGUGCUUAAAUUUCCAUGGCCGAGUCACAGUGGCCUCUGUCAAGAACUUUCAGCUUGUGGCUGUCAGCGAUAGGGAAACAGAGCAGGCUUCUGAGAGGAUUAUACUCCAGUUUGGGAAAGUUGGCAAGGACAUGUUCACUAUGGAUUAUGGAUAUCCCAUUUCUGCGUUUCAAGCGUUUGCUAUUUGCCUAAGCAGUUUUGAGACCAGAAUCGCUUGUGAAUGAUGAAAUAGACCAAAGCCUUAAACACCUUUCUAUGUAACUUAUUUGUUGUUGUCUGUAAAUGGUGGCUCAUACUUGUGCCUAAAUCUCAGGACCGUUGAUGGCUUUUGUCUGGAUUUGGUUCACUACCAUUACAUAUUUUCUUUUAUGUAUUUGACGUAAUGAAGAAACUUGCAAGAAAUAUGAGAAUGUUAGAUUCUUGUCAA